Molecule: messenger RNA, 8295 nt
Organism: Oncorhynchus kisutch (coho salmon)
Lineage: Eukaryota; Metazoa; Chordata; Actinopteri; Salmoniformes; Salmonidae
Product: plexin-A2
Biological process (GO): semaphorin-plexin signaling pathway; regulation of cell migration
Cellular component (GO): plasma membrane; semaphorin receptor complex
Molecular function (GO): semaphorin receptor activity; protein binding
Source: RefSeq, a predicted model, not a curated record
CUGUACUGUAUGCUUCCCGGGUUCGGUAAGCGCCACAGUUUCUCAUGCCAGUCUAGCACAGCCCUAUGAGAAAGCGAGAGUGCCUGUGUAAAUUUGUGCGGCAAGGUUGCUACCCAAACCGAAGAAAGCCCGCCGGACGAUGACAAGCCAGGCUACAGCGGCUGUCAUAGUAGAGGACAUUAUCCUGUGAACUAAAGGAAUUCGCCGUAUCAUAUAGGCAUUCUGUUGUAAUCGACCAUUUAAAGAAAAGAAAAAAAACAGACGGGCAAACGAAGUUGCGCGCACUGAAUGUUCAUAGAUUAAUUAUUGUGUUCGUAGCUAAUAUCAGCCCGGUGAAACCUUGCAUCGGUUUUUGGGGAUCUUUAGGCUAUGAAUGAGGCGACAUUGGGUAUCUGAAAUUUUCUAGGGAUUGGGAGUGAAUGGACCUUGGCUAAAAUCUCUAAAUUGAUUGAGCAUCAUUGAGGAACGCCGUUGUAGACUUUACCGUAGUAGGCUACUCGGAGCAUUUCCCGUGGAUGUAAGUAGCUACAACACUCCAUCACCUAAAGGAAGAGAAGACAAUUCAUUACUGGCUGUGUGAUCAGAACAAAAACAGCACCAGGAGCUUCCAUUGAAACCCGAAAGAAACAUGUGAAGACCGUGGUGAAGAUAAAAGCGCGAACCUAGCCUUUGAGAACACAAAGAGGAAGGUAGCCUCCCUCCCACUCCUCCUCCAUCCUCCCCCUGUUCAGUCUGCUGUUGCCUUGUUGCAGAGUCCCUAGUGGUAUGGAGGGCCGACGGUCGCGGCGAGUCACACAAUACAGCGCCAGGACUUUCCCAGCGGGCCCUACACGGGGCACUGUGCUGGCCAUGCUGGGCUGCUGGGUGUUAGCUGUCGCUGCCACCGUGUGCCAAGGCCAGACCACCUUCACCAGCUUCCACCCAGAGCGCCGGGAGUGGGCCUUCAACCAUCUGACGGUCCACCAGACAACUGGGGCGCUCUACAUUGGAGCAGUCAACCGUGUCUACAAGCUAUCAGGCAACCUGACCCUGAUGGUGUCCCACGACACAGGCCCUGAGGACGAUAACAAGGCCUGCUACCCGCCCCUCAUUGUCCAGCCCUGCUCUGAACCCCUGACCUCCACAAACAACGUCAACAAGCUGCUCCUCAUAGACUACAGCCAGAAUCGCCUUCUGGCUUGCGGUAGCCUCUACCAGGGAGUCUGUAAACUCCUUCGUCUGGACGACCUGUUUAUCCUAGUGGAGCCGUCCCAUAAGAAAGAGCACUACCUCUCCAGCGUCAACCAGACAGGCACCAUGUACGGGGUAAUCGUGCCCUCCCAUGGACAGGACGGGACUCUCUUCAUCGGGACGGCAGUAGACGGCAAGCAGGACUACUUCCCUACCAUCUCCAGCCGUAAGCUGCCCCGUGACCCAGAGUCCUCAGCCAUGCUUGACUACGAGCUCCACACGGACUUCGUCUCGUCUCUGAUAAAGAUCCCGUCAGACACGCUUGCGCUGGUGUCCCACUUCGACAUCUACUACGUGUAUGGCUUCGCCAGUGGUUCCUUCGUCUACUUCCUGACCGUCCAGCCUGAGACGCCGGAGAACAGCAUGUCAUCUGGCGGAUCCUCCAACGACCUCUUCUACACCUCGCGCAUCGUACGCCUCUGCAAGGAUGACCACAAGUUCCACUCAUACGUCUCCUUACCCGUGGGCUGCGUGAGGAAUGGCGUGGAGUACCGUCUCCUGCAGGCUGCCUACCUAGCUAAGCCGGGCCGUGUGCUGGCCGCCUCGCUGAACAUCAGUGCCACAGACGACGUGCUCUUCACCGUGUUCUCCAAGGGCCAGAAACAGUACCACCAGCCACCAGAUGACUCUGCGCUCUGCGUGUUCACCAUCAAGGACAUCAACGCCCGUAUCAAGGAGCGCCUGCAGUCCUGCUACCAGGGAGAGGGCAACCUGGAGCUCAACUGGCUGCUGGGAAAAGACGUGCAGUGCACAAAAGCUCCGGUGCCCAUCGAUGACUCGUUCUGUGGUCUGGACAUCAACCAGCCCCUAGGCGGCUCUCAGCUUGUGACGGGACACACCCUCUACACAGAGACACGGGACCGCAUGACCUCCGUCACCUCCUACGUCUACAACGGAUACUGCGUGGCCUUCGUCGGCACCAAGAACGGACGCCUCAAAAAGAUCCGUGUGGACGGUCCUCCUCACGGUGGGGUGCAGUAUGAGACAAAGCUGGUCAUCAAGGACGGCAGCCCCAUCCUCAGAGACAUGGCCUUCUCUCUGGACCACAACUACCUCUACGUCAUGUCAGAGAAACAGGUGACCCAGGUGCCUAUAGAGUCAUGUGAUCAGUACGGGACGUGUGGAGAGUGCCUGAGCUCCGGUGACCCCCACUGUGGCUGGUGUGUCCUACACAACAUGUGUUCUCAGAAGGAUCGUUGUGAGCGUGCUGAUGAGCCGUACCGUUUCGCGGCCGCUCUCCCCCAGUGUGUGAAGGCCACCGUGUACCCAGAUAGCAUCGCAGUGUCAGAUCCCAGCAUGCCGUUGCUGGUGAAGGUGUCUGAUGUCCCCGACCUCUCGGCUGGGAUCACCUGUUCCUUUGGCAACCUGACAGAGGUAGAGGGACAGGUCAGCGGUAACCAGAUCCUCUGUGUGUCCCCCGCUGCUAAGGAUGUCCCUCUCAUCCCCACCGACCAAGACUGGUCAGGUGUAGAGUUAAGGCUGAACUCUAAGGAGACUGGCCAGAUGGUCAUCAGCACAGAGGUCAAGUUCUACAACUGCAGUGUCCACCAACUGUGUCUGUCCUGCGUGAACAGUGCCUUCCGCUGCCAUUGGUGCAAGUACCGAAACCUGUGUACCCACGACCCUUCCAGCUGCUCCUUCCAAGAGGGACGUGUCAACGCCUCUGAGGACUGUCCUCAGCUGGUACGUUCGGAGGAGAUUCUGAUCCCGGCUGGGGAGGUGAAGCCCAUCACCCUGAAGGCCCGGAACCUCCCCCAGCCCCAGUCAGGCCAGCGGGGGUACGAGUGUGUCCUCCACAUCCAGGGGGUCAGCCACCGAGUCACCGCCCUGCGCUUCAACAGCUCCUCUGUACAGUGUCAGAACAGCUCGUAUCUUUAUGAAGGGAUGAAGAUCAGUGAGUUGCCAGUGGAUUUCUCAGUGGUCUGGAACGGCAACUUCAUUAUAGACAACCCAGAUAAAAUACAAGUGCACCUGUAUAAGUGUGCGGCCCAGAGGGACAGCUGUGGCAUGUGUCUGAAGGCCCAAAGGAAGUUCCAGUGUGGCUGGUGUAGUGGAGAGGGCCGAUGUACCCUGCGCCACCACUGCCCGCCCCUCAACCCCCGCUGGCUAGACCUCUCCAGCAAGAACGUCAAGUGUACCAACCCCCGCAUCACCGAGGUGACCCCAGUAGCUGGCCCUCCAGAGGGGGGUACCAGGGUGACCAUCCAUGGCAUGAACCUGGGCCUGGCGUUCAGUGAGAUGGUGGACAACGUGGAGGUGGCUGGAGUCAAGUGUUCCCCUGUGGAGGAAGGCUACAUCAUCGCAGAACAGAUAGUGUGUGAGAUGGACGCAGCACCAGCAGACAGCAAGCCUGGCCCGGUCCAGCUGUGUGUUGGGGAGUGCAGACCUGACCUCAAGACUCGCUCUGCCCAGCUCUACGCUUUUGUGAUGCCAUCAGUGCAGGGCCUGUCCCCCAGCAGAGGGCCUGAGUCUGGGGGCACCAAGGUGACCAUCACAGGGGAGAACCUGGGCGCUGGCAGCAGUGUCACCGUCCUCUUUGGAAACCAGACCUGCGAGUUCUACGGGAGGACCAUGACGGAGAUCGUGUGUUACUCGGCCCCCUCCCUGACUGGGGUGGGUUCGGUGCAGAUCAGCGUGAGCGUGGACCGGGCCCAGGUCAAGGAGAGUCUGAGUUUUGACUACAUUGAGGACCCCACCGUCCAGCGCAUCGAGCCAGAGUGGAGCAUCGCCAGCGGCCACACUCCUCUGAUGGUGACAGGAACUCAUCUGGAUGUUGUGCAGGAGCCCAGGAUGCGCGUCAAGUACGGCGGCCGCGAGUCUGUUAACGUGUGUAAGGUUCUGAACACCACCAGUAUGAAUUGCUUUGCUCCAUCCCUGGUGGCAGAGUACCGUCCAGGCCUGGACACGGUCAAACACGCUGAUGAGUUUGGGUUCAUCUUCAACAACGUCCAGACUCUGCUAGUCUAUAACAAAACCAUCUUCCUCUACUACCCCAACCCAUACUUUGAACCUCUCAGCACCAAUGGAGUCCUGGAACAGAAGCCCGGCUCGCCCAUCAUUCUCAAGGGCAGAAACCUGGUGCCUCAUGCCUCAGGGGGGGUGAAGCUCAACUACACUGUGUUGAUCGGGGAGACCCCCUGCUCUGUCACCGUGUCUGAGACCCAGCUGCUGUGUGAGCCCCCUAACCUCACGGGCCAGUACAAAGUCAUGGUGCAGGUAGGUGGUCUCCAUGUGUCUCCGGGGUCAGUAAACAUCCUGUCAGACAGCCUGCUCACCCUCCCCGCCAUCGUCAGCAUUGCCGCCGGUGGAGGCCUUCUCCUCAUCAUCGUCAUCCUCGUCCUCAUCGCGUACAAACGCAAGUCGCGGGAGAAUGACCUCACCCUGAAGCGCCUGCAGAUGCAGAUGGACAACCUGGAGUCCCGGGUCGCCCUGGAGUGCAAGGAAGCAUUUGCUGAGCUGCAGACGGACAUCAAUGAGCUGACCAGUGAUCUGGACAGAGCUGGUAUCCCUCACCUGGACUACAGGACCUACGCCAUGAGAGUCCUCUUCCCUGGCAUCGAGGACCACCCUGUUCUCAGAGAACUGGAGGUGUCGGGUAACGGUCAGCUGAGCACAGAGAAGGCUCUGAAGCUCUUCGCUCAGCUCAUCAACAACAAGGUGUUCCUGCUGACCUUCAUCAGGACUCUGGAGCUCCAGCGCUCCUUCUCCAUGCGCGACCGCGGCAACGUGGCGUCGCUCAUCAUGACGGCGCUGCAGGGCAAACUGGAGUACGCCACCGACGUGCUCAAACACCUGCUCUCUGACCUCAUCGACAAGAACCUGGAGAGCAAGAACCACCCCAAGCUGCUGCUGCGUCGAACGGAGUCCGUUGCAGAGAAGAUGCUCACCAACUGGUUCGCCUUCCUUCUUCACAGGUUCCUCAAGGAGUGUGCUGGGGAGCCUCUGUUCAUGCUAUACUGUGCCAUCAAGCAGCAGAUGGAGAAGGGCCCUAUAGACUCUAUCACAGGAGAGGCGCGCUACUCCCUCAGUGAGGACAAGCUGAUCAGACAGCAGAUUGACUACAAGACCCUGAUCCUGAACUGUGUGAACCCAGACAACGAGAACAGUCCUGAGAUCCCAGUGAAGGUGCUGAACUGUGACACCAUCACCCAGGUCAAGGAGAAGAUACUGGACGCCUGCUAUAAGAACAUGCCUUACUCACAGAGGCCCCGCGCUGUCGACAUGGACCUGGAGUGGCGUCAGGGGCGGAUGGCCCGCGUGGUCCUGCAGGACGAGGACAUCACCACCAAGAUAGAGAACGACUGGAAGAGACUCAACACACUCAUGCACUACCAGGUGUCUGACCGCUGUGUGGUGGCUCUGGUGCCCAAACAGACCUCUUCCUACAACAUCCCCCCAUCAGCCAGCAUCUCCCGGACCUCCAUCAGCAGAUAUGACUCGUCCUUCCGGUACACAGGUAGUCCAGACAGUCUGCGUUCCCGUGCCCCUAUGAUAACCCCUGACCUUGAGAGUGGGGUCAAAGUGUGGCACCUUGUCAAGAACCACGAGCAUGGAGACCAGAAGGAGGGAGACCGCGGCAGCAAGAUGGUCUCCGAGAUAUACCUGACCAGGCUGCUGGCCACCAAGGGUACACUGCAGAAGUUUGUGGACGACCUGUUUGAGACGUUGUUCAGUACCGUCCACCGGGGUAGCGCCCUGCCCCUCGCUAUCAAAUACAUGUUUGACUUCCUGGACGAGCAGGCGGACAAACACGGCAUCCACGACCAAGAUGUCCGUCACACGUGGAAGAGCAACUGCCUCCCGCUGCGGUUCUGGGUAAACGUGAUCAAGAACCCUCAGUUUGUGUUUGACAUCCACAAGAGCAGCAUCACGGACGCCUGUCUGUCUGUGGUGGCCCAGACCUUCAUGGACUCCUGCUCCACCUCAGAGCACCGCCUGGGCAAAGACUCGCCCUCCAACAAGCUGCUGUAUGCUAAAGACAUCCCCAACUACAAGAGCUGGGUGGAGAGGUACUACGCAGACAUUAACCGUCUGCCGGCCAUCAGUGACCAGGACAUGAAUGCCUACCUGGCAGAGCAGGCCAGGCUCCACUCCACAGAGUUUAACAUGCUCAGUGCUCUCAACGAGAUCUAUUCCUAUGUCUCCAAAUACAGCGAGGAGAUCACCAUGGCCCUGGAGCAGGACGAGCAGGCUAAGAAACAGCGUCUGGCCUACAAGGUGGAGCAGCUCAUCUCAGCCAUGUCCAUGGAGAGCUGAAACAGACCACGGGAUUGGACGACUGGACCGGCCCGGGAUAUCCAUCAGCCACAGCCACCCAACCAACAGUCCCGAUACUCACAGGGGAAAACCAACCACCACUGACCUGGGAACUUUUAAAUCCAGAAAUAAGAGUUGUUUUUUUAAUCAAAUUUUCUUCCUUUUCUGCCAUACUGCCACCAACUCCAAAAGACUCCAUAGGCUCUGGAGACAUGGGUGGUGAUGAUGAUGUACGGUGGGGCGACCACAGACCUUCAUAAAGGCUACAUGGCAUCUUUCUUUCCAGCUGAUAUUAUUUAGGGUUUGACGGGCAGUGUGGUGUGUGUGUGUGUGUAUAGCCCUGGAGGAGAGAUAUGAGAAGGAACGAACAGAGGGGAGAUGUUAUAGCCAGAUACACCCUCCCUGUCUGCUGAAAACCCACAUUAGAGACGGUGUAAGAAAAAGAGCUAGCGAAAGUGAUAAACACUUCUCCUGAUGGAUUCCAGAGAUAUUGUUGCUGAGUUUUGCUUCCAAAAAUAUCUGCUUUAUUUUUGUAUGUGUACAUUUUGAUCUUUAUCAGUUGCAGUGGAAACAUCUUCCUCUUGUUACAUAUAUGGACAUUGCUGUGCUGUACAAAGGCAUAGGUUGCAUUAUAACACGUCUUAUAGGGGGCCGUGGCCAUCAGAAAGACAUGGUUCUAAUGUCAUGUCCUGUCCUGUCCUGCUCUCUGUUCUCCUCAGACAGCAUUACCAUUCGUUAUCAACAUGAUACUCCAGACCAAGUGGACAGAACCCAGCUCUGACUGUAAACCCAUCAUCCCUGUACAGGAACCCCCAAAACGCAUUCCGCAUCGUACGGAGACCGGACCUCCUCUGAGGCGGUCAAAGUUCAACCAGCAUGCUUAUCGACCCCAAACCCCCUGUACCCUGUGUGAUAAGAGGAGAUCCACAGGCCCACAGAGCGUUUAGCUCAUAAGGACAACAACAACCAGCAUCCCACUGGUUUCUGGAAGACUCUCCUCUGCAGUAACGCCGUCUGUAUGUACUGUGAAUGUACAAAUGCUGAUGGGUCUUUUUCAUUUGAGUAUGUUUUUUCAAACAAAUAGGAGUUAGUUGAACAGAACUUUAAUGGCAAGAUAGAUGGCCAACUGAACAUCCGUCCAAGUCCCUUUACCCCUGUCACCAUCAUUUACCCUGCUACCAAAUCCUCUAUCUCUACCGUAAGAGGGUGUGUACUCUACCGUCUGUAUUGUAGCCGUAGUUGCCGUGGCUACGCUGCUCUUAACGUACAAAUACCAUAAUAUACUGGAGACUAGAUUCUAGAGUCUGCCAAGCUGGGGACUGAGGCUGGCGGCAGGAGUGAAAACACUCCAUUAUAUAACCUCUGUUUGUAUCGCUUUAGGGGGACCGGAUCAAGUGUGUGUGUAAAACUUGCAUGCAUCGUAUCACAUGUCAGAAGAAGUGUUUUCAAGGUCCAUCUUUGUUUGUUUUUGUACGUGCCAAUGGAUCAGGCCUCGCUGGAGACGGCCAGCGGCUAAAUGCUAGCGAACUUAGUUUUCUACCCAACUAUGUACCAGCAACGUCUUUCCAAAUGAGAAUAAGAGAAAGCCUUUGUAGUGCCAAAAGAUCCCGUUGUUUUAAAUGAUUCAUCGGUUAAUGCUUUACAGCGGGGGCCAUCCAAGCCUUCGAACUGAAGUAAAGAGCCUGUGGAGACGUGCUCACGUAACUGGAAGCUUGUGAACCAGCAGCAGGUACGAAAGCAGGACAGUAGCAGGCUCGGGAGAGAGACAGCUCUGUAAAAUAUAUAGUUCCAUGUCGAAAAGUUGUCUUC